GGAAGUGAGGAGGGUUCUCAAACACCACAGUGUUGCUUAAAAAAAAUCCAAGCUCUAAGGGAGAGAGACGACAGGCACGCACAGGUGCUGGUGAAAGAGAGAGAGAGAGAGAGAGAAAGAGAGAGAGAGAGAGGCAGGGGGAGUGAGGGGAGGCGUAGGAGGAGACUGACUUGCUUCAGAGGGGAAUAGGAGCCGGAGAGCAAUUCCAAAACAGCUGUCCGGCAGACGUCCCAAUCGACAGAAGUGCAAGCCCCGGGGCUGAGACAGGAGGCAGGGCAGUGUCAACAAGCCACAGGAGCAGCGCAGCAACCACUGAGCACACACAAUUACACAGACACACACAGACACAUCAGUCCGGAGGCUGCAGCAUUCAAGAGGACGCCAGUGGCUCCCUGGGAAGAAUCCAGAUCUCUCCCAUCCGAGGAAAAGUGCCCAUUUGACCUUUCUCGAUCACCGGACAUCAGCGGCCCCGCUCGGAAAGCCUUUUCCGGAUCAAUGCUGCGAUUAUUUUUGGAGUCCUCCAUGAGUUGCAUGUCUCUGAGAAUGUAAUUUGAGCUCCUCCCCUGGGGCACUGUAACAUUCACAUCUGACAAAGCAUUUCCAACUGUUUCACCCCAAAUAACAGAUCUCCUCCGCAAAAAGCCGCCAUGCCAGCCAAAGCACCCAUAUAUCUGAAACCCAACAACAGCAAGAAAGGAAAAAAAUGUCGCCUGAGGGAUAUGUUGUCCCCUGAUAUGAUCAGUCCGCCACUGGGAGACUUUCGCCACACCAUCCACAUUGGGAGGGGCGGCGAGAGAGAUGCGUUUGGUGAUAUGUCCUUCCUUCAGGGGAAGUAUGAGCUCCUGCCAGGAAAAGUGGAUGUUCAUCCUCAGUAUGCCCUGCGAGCUAACAGUACAGGCGACGCUUCCUUCUCUGAAACUCCUUCUCCAGUACUCAAGAACGCAAUCUCCCUCCCGACUAUCGGUGGUUGCCAGGCCCUGACCCUUCCAUUACUCUCUACCUCUGUGUUCCCCAUGCCACCGGAGCCACUGGAGGACAUCAUGGGACCCGCAACUGUUAUAAAGCCUGACAGCACAGAGGAGGUAGAGAUCCUGCAGAUGGAUGCCCUGCUGCGCACCAUAGACGUCUUCAGCAGCGAGCCCGCGUCUCCCUCUCUUGCAGAUAUACAGUCAAAACCAGACGUCCUCCUGGACUUGCUGGAAAGCACAGACAAGCCCAACUCCAAGGCGCUGAAAGCCGUGGCCAAAGCCAACAAAUUAAACAAGAGCGAAAGCAGAUUUGACAAGCCAUCCUCCUAUUACAUCAAUGGCCACAGCAAAAGCACCUAUAAAGCAAACGGAAGCCUGAACAGCACCACGAGCAGUGACAGCUUCGACAGCUUUAAAGGGGACUUCCAGGGGAAGAUCUGCAACGGCAGCGGGAGCCUCAAUGGCAACUCUAAUUGCAACGGAUAUGGACACUUUAACAACGAUAUUUCCCUGGGCUUCAAGCAGGAGCUUUCCAAGUGCAAUGGAGAGUGGGUGGACAGAGACAGCGGCGUGGAGGAGGGCCGCAUCUGUGAUUUUGAAUUUGAGUUUUCCAAAGAAAAGAGCACGUCGCACGAUUCCCUUGCCCAGAUCACAGGGUCUUUCCUCUCUCUCGAACUCGAUCUUGGCCCAUCCAUCUUGGAUGACGUGCUCAACAUAAUGGAUAAACCCGCAGCGAAGAGCAGGCCUUGAGCUGCAUCGGGGGCCCCCAGAGGAGAAAGGGAAUUAUUAUAAUAUGGCCAUAAGAGGAGAGAAAGACUCCCAAAGCAAUCAAAAUGGUGUCUGGAUAUAUCAUUGAGAUGAAAAUCAGCUGCGAUAGAGAAAGCUGCUUAUGUUUUUAUUGUCAAAACAUUUAACUAUAUUAGCUUCUAUGGAGUGUUCAUUCUUCUUUCACUUCUUUCGUUUGUUUGCCAUGCCAGCAGCUUGUUUAAGAUGCACGUGCGUUUGAGUUAAAGCUAAAACACAGCCAUUGUGCCUUUGAGUUUCAAUUACUGUCAGAAUGCUUCAUGAUAGAUGGGUGUUCUUAUGUUCAAUUCCUCCAGUAUAAACAAGAUAACUGAGGCUCUGCUUUAGUUGGAUUUUUUUUUUUUUUACAUUCUUCAUCCUCAGACUGUUUCAUUUUACGAGUUUAAGCGUGUUUAUCAAAGCACUGUUGUCACAAUUCACUUGCCACAUUUCAAACAAGAGAACACUAUGCAUAUUUAAGUUUUUGAAUGUAACACAAAUAAAUGCAUUUGUUUUUUCCUA
Salarias fasciatus (jewelled blenny) is the source of this 2273-nucleotide messenger RNA. It is a transcript of the gene cdc42ep3, whose product is annotated as CDC42 effector protein (Rho GTPase binding) 3. Bases 648 to 1718 code for a protein of 356 amino acids. NCBI's taxonomy places the organism in Eukaryota, Metazoa, Chordata, Actinopteri, Blenniiformes, Blenniidae. Gene Ontology annotation, cellular component: cytoplasm; cytoskeleton; plasma membrane. Gene Ontology annotation, molecular function: small GTPase binding. The transcript has 2 exons. Gene Ontology annotation, biological process: positive regulation of pseudopodium assembly; Rho protein signal transduction; regulation of cell shape. The record is from RefSeq and is a predicted model, not a curated record.